This is a messenger RNA of Cephus cinctus (wheat stem sawfly), 2161 nucleotides long. Its product is annotated as transmembrane 7 superfamily member 3. The coding region runs from base 134 to 1870 and encodes 578 amino acids. The record is from RefSeq and is a predicted model, not a curated record. Lineage: Eukaryota; Metazoa; Arthropoda; Insecta; Hymenoptera; Cephidae. The transcript has 8 exons.
GAAAGCCGAGCACUCGUAUCGCACGGCCGUCAAGUGACAGCUGAUACGUUGCCCUCACUUUUCGUUGCAGCAUUUGUAUACAUUCAUCAUAAUAAUCGCGAAUGUGCGUCAACCGCUGUGAAUUUUUAGCAACAUGAAUCGCGGUCUCGCGCUAAAGUUUUUUUCUUUUUCGUCGGUUCUUUUUGCUUGCCAUUCAUCGUUGAUCACACAAAGUACAGUGUUUAGCGAUGACAACAAUGUAACGAUAUCAUUGACGGGUUAUAAUUCAUCAGAAAGCAAUGACCGGGCAUUCACUCAACAAACCACUUUUGCAGCUUCCAGUAACUUAACUAUUGAUAUUAUAAAUAUCCCUCAGACGGUUUCAUUUAUAAUAGCUCAAGUUCACACCUAUCAAUAUAAUGUUACAUUGUCCUAUGAUCAAACGUCAUUUAAUACUUCAAGCAAUAGCGUGUUUGGAACGAAUCUCGGCCUUGUGGUUGUCAUAAACGGAGGAUCCGCAGCUCAAGUAUUUGUGAGCAAUGAUAACAUCGUCGACGUUGACGCAUUACUUGCAGUGGUGGCGUAUCCUGUUACAGCACCAAUGCCAGGGGGCUGCAACAUGGAAUUCGGUCUCGAAAUUGCUCCGUUCCAAAAAUUGGUCGUCAACGAAGCGACAGUAAUCGUUGACGCACAACCGGCUGCUGCACCGAUGACGCAAGAGAUUUCAAACUCCUGCGAACAACAUCCUGUCCAUCAUGAAUCCUAUCGCCUGUAUCUGCCCGAACAAGAUUUUACCACUGAAACAUACUUUUUAGCAAUAAAAAAUAUGUUAACGGUUCAAGAUGUUGUGCGCAAUGCGAAACAGGUUCCAGUGCUAGCAAAUACAUCCCCCAUGAGGCGCAUAUACAGCGCUUACCCUGGUACCGGAGCCUCGUACGUCGUCAUCGCAACGUAUGGAAACUACUCUGCUGCAUACGUGCCAAUUUUUACGUACGCAUGCAGUCCUCUCUUUUGGAAGGACACGUGUCAGGUGUUAACAACCACUCUGUCGAAGUUCCUCUGUGCUGCAACAUUGUUCCUCGGAAUCUUCAUUGCGUUUUUAGGCCACAAAUUCGUUAAGACUGAAAUAUUCCUAUUGGGAUGUCUAUCAGGAUGGAUGAUUAGCUACAUAAUACUUGUCAUAUGUGAAGUUUUUAGUCCAACAGGCAACAUCAACAUAGCUCUGGCUGUUGGAAUCAUUACCGGGAUCGUCUGGCUCAAACUAUGGUUGUCUUAUGGAAUUCCACUGCUCUUAAUCCUCCUCGCCGCGAUAACUGUGGGGUCUUUCUUCGCUUGCAUCGUAUAUUUCAGCGUGCCAGAUGGUCUUGCACUCCUCGAAAACGAUCUCAACUUUUGGCUAAUCUUUUUCUUGGUGAUCCUGACGACGGUGCUCGUUCUCUGCGUUUUAUCAUACAGGGCCAAUAUUAUAUGCUGCGCUGUACUUGGUUCCUAUGCUGUGAUACUACCGAUCGACUAUUACAUUGGCUCGAAUCUCAAAUACAUCGUCAUCAAUGCUAUCAGAAGAGCAACUGUCACUGGAUUCAAUCUGGCCAUUAUACAUCCACCUUUUCAAAUAAAAGAUAUUAUCCUGACAUGUGUUUGGAUAAUCAUCAAGAUAUUUGGCACGAAGGUACAGCUCAGGCAGAAUAAAGGGAGGCCUCCGUUCCCACCGGCUGCCUCAAACUCUACCUCUAGAAGACGACGUCAUACGGAAAGAACGCCGCUGCUAGUUUCCUCUACGGUCCCUAUUUUCAUUUUGGGAAAUGAAAGUGACGAUGUCUUUUAUUCACCUAACCACAGCUGGUUUAAUUCAAUUUUAAAACCGUGCUGGCCUCGUUCGAGGAACGUCUAAAAUAUCCUGAUUCGUUGAAAGUACUUUUUAUGUUGCAAACAUUUCUGAAAUACAGCUGUGGUAACUGUAGUGGCGACGUGUUGUCGAGUUGUCAUUGAUCAGGCGAUCGAUUAAAUAUAAAAAUAAAAUGCUAUUUUUUACCACCUGAUGUUAAACUAUUUGUUCAUAAUUUUAAAAAGAAGCAGUGCCCGUGAUAAUAAUAUCUUUAGGAAGUAUUUGUAUGUUUUGCUAUGUAUCUUAUCGUCAUUUGAUGUAUAUCAUAAUAAACGUCAUUAUUUAAUGGAGUAGAAA